UCCCAAAAGCCAGCAACAUAUCGACUGUGUUUCGGAAGUGUUGACUGCCAUAUUUACUUUUCCUGCAAAUCAGACACGCAUGCCAUGAAUUCAUUGUACAUCUUGUAACUGAGUAAAGGAUCGGAUCAUGCAUUCCAAAAAAAGCAAUGGGAAGGGGCGUGCCAGUUUCUUCGAAACGCUGUUCAAAAUCGACAAAGAUCAGGUACCAUUAUCGAAGGAAAACUUUGUUCUGAAUAUGGUACUUCCAGUUUUCCCCGUAGCAGAAUCCGUCAAAGAAGCACAGAGAUUAAUUAAAGAAGAACAAACAUUUUUGUUUUAUGGUACAAAACUGUGUAGUGAUAUGCAGCUCCUCGUUGGCAGUAGUACCGACGGUCUGGCUCUUCCUGAAAUCAGACAUGUUGCCAGGUCUAGAUCGUACACGGAAGCCCAGGAUGAAGAUAUCAUAUACUUAUUUCCCUACCUCAAAAUCGACCCCAGUCAUCGCCGCGCAUUUGCAAGGCCUAUUCCAAUUAGGGAGCACCCUGGAUACGUACAAUUGGCAUUCAACACAGACUGGUUGUAUCAAAGACAAAAUUAUUAUGAUAACGUCUAUAUAAGCAACAUGUCAAAAAGUAACUUUGAAAACCCAACAGAGUUUGUGGAUAGCGAAGGAUUUGUCUUAAGAGCAAAACUAACUCGGAAAUUAAAACGGGAAACGAAAUUAGAAGACCACAAUUAUAACGAUGAAGAAGGCUGUAUCCGAAUUCACGAAGGAAGAAAUGUUUCUGUCGAAUAUUCACAUCACGGUCCAGCAUUGACAACAGAGACUCGUGAGCAUACUUACAAUAUCCAUCACUCAAAGGAUUACGUACUGGCACUUCCUCAUCCGAGCUGGCCUUCCGAGGCGGCAGCAUGGCGACACCGAGUUCGUACCUGGCCUCCCGUUUCAGUUAUUAAUGCGGCCGUCAAAUGUGGCUGUCAUGUUGUCGCGAAAUCGCACAAAAACAGCAAGGAUCCACGCGAAUUUAUUCUCUCCUUCGGUUUAGCAUCAAGAACCGUUGCGCAUGCACUCAACAUUGCACAAUUCCGUUGUUACAAAUUGUUCAAAUACCUUUUUUGCUUUCAUAUCGGUAAAGUAAAGCGCGGGAUGUCAACGUUUCAUUGCAAGCAGGUUAUGUACUGGGUAUGUGAAAGAAGCAACCAAGAGGAUUGGACAGAAGACAAUCCUUUCGAGUGCCUACAACGCCUGCUUUACCAAAUGGAAGAAUUUCUGUCAUUGCACAACCUGCCACACUACUUUAUCGCUGAGAAUAACACUAUAGCCCACAUUAGUGCAGCGUCAGUGGCCGCCAUCAAGCGUGACGUCACGAAGGUCCGCGAUACCUGCUGGGCGGUCAUCUUAGAGUUGAUCGAGACGAAACGCUUCUGGUGGCUGUCUAGAGAUAUUUCUCUUACCACUAUACUCUCGGCUCGUUUGUCUGGAGAUGAACUAACAAAGCAAAAUAUGGCCAUGGCAGUUUUGAAUUAUGUGUCCGAACUACUGGACAAAGGCGAAGUAUCCAUGGUUUUUUACCUGCUUGGAGUGGAUAUGCUUCAUGACAUGGCCAUGAAUACCUUCAUCGAUGUUACGAUUGAUCGCAUAGAGCAGGCUCUGAAGAUUGGCCCUAACACGAGCACAAUGUGCUGCUUAAACGGACUGUUAGCAUCACUGUACCAUCAACGAGGAGUGUCAACAAAGUACAGUAAUAUUAUGAUAGAGAAAAGCCGAGCGAUAUUCCAUAAGGCGCUUGAAGACGUUGGCACCCAUAUUUGGAUAUAUGGAGAAUACUACAACUUGCUAACGACAACAAAACAGCAUCAACUGCUUCUUGAACAUUUUGCUUCACAUCUUGCGUCCUCCCGACAAGGAAUGCUAUAUCAUGGAGGCAUUUAUAACUCUAUAAAUUUCCACAAUCGCCUUACCAUGGAUAUGUGUGUCCAAGAGGCAAUCGUAGACUGCAGUGUACCGAGUACGGCCUUUUUGUUUUUCAAAAUCAUACAAACAUUGACUGUCUUACACAAGAACCAGGUUAGUGGAUGUUCAUCAUACCACGUUACAGCAACAAAAGCCGUGACGAAUUUUGAUGCUUGGGCCAAAUUAAAAGCUUUACGGUUUCCUGAGAUGUGCGAUGAGCACGUUCAAGUGCUACUAGCCUACAGUUAUGACUGUGUUGGACGCCCCGAUGGCGCCGAGAAGUAUUUUGCUAAAGCUGCCAGUUUCGGAGUGGAUUACAAAGACGAAGAAGAAUCUGACGACAUCAUAAUGAGUACUCCAGUGGUAAUUCGUCUGCGACGAAUCGCAGAAGAGCAACGGUCGAGGAACACUAAACCUUAUAAGAGGCCCUCCGGUCGUAAACAAAUGAAUGACAGUGGCAGAAAUAUUAUUCUGAAAUUUGGUGAGGUGCGAAUCAACCCCUUCGUGCAUGGGUAAGAUAUCGCAUCAUCGGGAGCAUCAUCUGAAAUUGAACCAUUCUGUUGACGUUUCAUACCGGUGACUAUACGAUAUAGCUUAUAUCGUUGUGAUGACGUAGCGUCAAAUAUUUCCCUUGCAAUCUCUAUCUGUGGUGUUACAUGCUUGGAGAAUUCUGUUGACUAGGCUACAUUCUAUGCUUCCAGUGCUAACUGUUUGAUAUCUAAAGACAUUAUAAGAUGCGAUGUCAGAUUGCUCUAUACUGAAUAGAGGUAUUAUGAAUGUAGCUGGAAUCAUGACGAUUACCCUUUCGGGACACAUGGUUCUAUUCUCCUGGUGCUUUCGCAGGAGUUGAAGGUGCAUCUUUAUUUUGCUCAUACUUUGCCCUUAUUUUAUCGAAUAUGAUACUGGUAUACGGUUUCGUUUACAUGAAGCAAUCUAGUCUUGUAAAUUAUGAACAUUGUUUCUAAUGAUUCUGAUGUAAACAUGGGUCAGAGGUCGAUCAGUGCACUCCAGCCAUGUCAGUUAUCUACAUUGUUUCUAAUUUCUCCGAUACAAACAUAGAUCCGAGGUUUCUUAGUUUAAUCUGGCCAUGUCAAUUCUGUACAUCAGAGGUCGAUCAGUACGAUCCGGCCGUGUCAACUGUGUACAAUGUUUCUGAUAAUUCUGAUGUAAACACGGAUCUCAUAUCGCCAAGUAAACUCUGUACAAACACAUCUAAGGUCAUUCAGUACAUUACGGCUAUGCCAAUUCUGUACAAUAUCAUAUUUUAUCUGUGUUUUCGUGUGUUUGUUAUCGACACCGUAAACUUGUGGCGACAUCGUUGAACAUAUUUUAUCUACCGCACUAUCGUAGAUUAUGCCUUUAUGUAUAUUUUAACCAGCUCCUUUAGAUAGAUUCGACUUUAAUCUGAUAACUGUCUCCACACGGGCAUGUAACGUUUCUGAAGGAGGAGGCUUGUGUAGUAUACCAUACAUAGCUGCAAAGAGGCACGUACAUUUUCUUGAGGAUGAGGCUUUUGAAGUAUACUAUAGAUAAUAGCAAAGAGGGAUGUAAAGUUUCUGGAUAACGGGGCUUUUGAAGUAUGUUGUAUGUAGUAAAGGAACUAACGGAAAACCCGAGAGAAAUUCUCAUAUCACAUAAAAGUCGGCGAUAUUCGACAAAUAUUCGAUUGAAUUUCACAUAUUUUGUUCCAAAAUAUUUGCAAAUAUGUUUUUUUACCAGGAAAAACAACUACAAUUACAAUAGACUACAUUUACAUGUUUUUGUCGUAAAUGUGAAUCGCGUUUGGCGAUUUCACCGAUGUAGCUUUAUAUCUGUCCGCUGAAAUCCGAGUCAACCAUCAGGUACCCAGUGGAAAUGGUUUCAUCACGUAUUUACAUUUUGUAAUUACCACUUCAAGAACAAGUUCCAGAAAACAUUUUUAUGUGCAGUACUACACCCCAAAACAAAUCAACAGCCAUUGUUUAACAUUUAGGCUGAAACUGGAACGGAGAAAAUACUUUUUACCAAAUCUCGGAAAGAGGCAACUUUUCAUUUUUCGUUUUUAUUAAUUACCAAUCAACGACCUUAUUGUCAAAAAUGAUGGCAUCAAAUUUGUUUUGUAAAAAAAAAAGAGUUGGUAAGUGAUUGAAAGAUGUCACACGAAAGCGAAUAGAAUACCUAACGAAAACAUUAGUAAAUUCGCCGAACUUUACUUAUUUCACGUUUACUGCAAGAGAAAAUAAUGCAAAUGUAGUUAGUAGUAUUUGGAGCUGUGCUUUGCUUAUAACGAGUUUAUCAGGCUUAUUUUGGACCUGAUAUGUAAAACUCCAACCAUAUUUGGCGGAAUACCGCUGAAUUUGUGAGAAAGGUGAAUAUUUUAUUGCUUCCUUUUUACUAAGUGUAGUAAACUUCACACUGUAACAGAAAAAAAAGAGUAAAAUUAAAAAAGGAAAGAAAAAAAACAUACAAACAAAAACAGAAAACGACAUUCCAUUCAGAGAUAGCGACGUUGUAUAGUUGGUAGCAUUGAAGAAGAAUGCUCUCCUUCCACACAGGAGUAAUUCACAAUUCGUUGACGAAUAGCAUGUUUGGCAGAGAAUACUUGGUACGCCUUCAUCAAUGGAUAGUUUGAAUAUGCAUCUGUUUCAUAUUUCUUAUGGACAGAGUCUAGAUGCCUUCUACUAACAAAAAAUUUGUUAAUUCUGUUACAUCUGCUCCAAUGUCUUCAACAAAGUCUAGAAAAGACCAGAAGAAGACAAAAUCCACCAAGAGUAAAACUAUUUUGUAUAGUUGGUAUCAUUGAUGUUUUGAUAACGUUGUGUCAGUCUCUAAAAUACUUUAGAAUAACAUCAAUCCGUCAUUAUGUACUAAGAAUUUGCUCUGGCGAUAAAACAAGCCGUCUUUAUCAUUUAUGUUUGCGUGUUUCCGAACAAAUUUCCCGAAUUUACGUCUGUAACAAAGGUAAUAAAAAAAAUAGACACAUGUAUGAAAUUAGCAACGAGGUUGUAUAUUCUAUUAAGUAUAUAUAUAUAUGACAUCUGCUGAAUUGGCUGAUAUACACCCCGAUACAUCAUACCUGUUGUGAGCGUGGCAAUGAGAUAUUGGUCACCCAGUCAAAUACUACCAUGUAUACUGAUAGGACUUUAGUGAGUCACGUCAAUUUACAGGUGAAGCUUAGUAACAUCUUAAGGGUUGUUUAUCAAAUCUGAAAUCUAAAGAAUUUCAUUAAAAGAUUGCCAUAGUGAUGACAA
Messenger RNA from Pecten maximus, 5163 nucleotides. RefSeq lists its product as uncharacterized. The transcript is spliced from 2 exons. The record is from RefSeq and is a predicted model, not a curated record. Bases 128 to 2449 code for a protein of 773 amino acids. Lineage: Eukaryota; Metazoa; Mollusca; Bivalvia; Pectinida; Pectinidae.